GUCACUUGCCUCUCCUCGUCUACAGUUGUACGACAUAACACACGAUGGCAGCCGGACUGAAGACUGUCAUCCUCCUCUCCUUCGUCCUCGCAGUCGGCUUCCUGCUCAUCAUCCUCUCCUGUGCUCUCUGGGCCAACUGGCUCCCCCUUCUCGUUGCACUAACUUUUGUCCUCGCCCCGCUCCCCAACGCGCUCUUCGCCCACUGCGGCGCAGACGACUUCUCAUCGUACGGCGAGACCUCCGCCCCCGUCGACCUCGGCCGCUUCCUCACAGCCGUCGUCGUCGUCACCGGCUUCGCCCUCCCCAUCGUGCUUGCCCACUCCGAGGUCAUCCGCCCCGCGGCAUGCGCCAUGUCCAUCAUCGGCGGAGCCCUUGUGUAUGGCACGAUUCAGGCGUACGCAGCCGCUUUCAGGCAGGACGACGAGUACGAGUAAGAAGGUCGCGUGUCGAUCGCUUGGCGCUUAUUUAUUGCACGGUGGCCCCGACGACUCGUCAGAGACUCCACCGCCUUGUUCAUCCUGUCAUCAUCAGCCCUGAGGAUGCGUAGCAAUAUGCUGUUGUAAAUGGUGCAGGCUUUAAUGUACGGUAAUAGCGAAUAUCUCGAUAUGAAGCCCAUUCAUAAGUUGGCGCCAUGUACCCAUCCGUUCCUCGUCACGUCGGCGCUCACGUCUUCGGAGGUCCAUUCGAAGGAGGAAGCCCUCCAGUGCGUGAACCCCCCGCAGCACCACGCUGCUUCUCCAGCACCGCCAGCGCCUGCGAGACGAGCUGAAUCUUGGGCCAGAUCGAACCAAACAGCCGCUCGUUCUCCGCCGUAAGUGUCCGCGCGACGUCCUCCUGGAACUCUUCGAGCAGCGGUGUCAUCUGCUCGAGAAGGGAAUCGCGAAGCGGCUCGCGCAGCUCUUCGAUCAGGUAGUCGACCGUCGGCACGAACACGGGCGGCGGCGGAGGGGGCGUGGGCGGGCGGGCGAGCGCCGCUUCUGUCGCUUCCAUCAGUACCUCGAUCUCCCUCUGCAUCUCCGCCUGCUCCUUUUUAUGCGCCUCGAUCGUGUCAGCCAGCUG
Messenger RNA from Coniophora puteana RWD-64-598 SS2, 1059 nucleotides. Its product is annotated as vacuolar protein sorting 55 protein. Gene Ontology annotation, cellular component: endosome; Vps55/Vps68 complex. The transcript has 4 exons. NCBI's taxonomy places the organism in Eukaryota, Fungi, Basidiomycota, Agaricomycetes, Boletales, Coniophoraceae. The record is from RefSeq and is a predicted model, not a curated record. The coding region runs from base 45 to 434 and encodes 129 amino acids. Gene Ontology annotation, biological process: late endosome to vacuole transport via multivesicular body sorting pathway.